GAAUCAUGCUGAAUAUGUGUGUCAAAUGGUUCAUGUUACCUUAAGAUAUUAUGUGACAGGAAACUUUUUUCAAACUCUUGGGGACUUAGUUAGCAUUGAUAAAAGGACAACAAGUAGAAUUGUUUGGACGGUGGCCAGAGCUACUGCAGGACUUUACGAUCAGUUUAUCAAAAUGUCUGAUGCAGAAGCUGAAAUCAUGGCAUCUGGCUUAGAGCGAGUAGAGUUUGGUGACAAAGACUAUGAGCAAAAGCUCGGAAAAUGGUUCGAUGAAUUGGAAUCUGAUGACGAACAAAAAGACUCUUCUAAACUAGCGAUGCAACUCGUAAAGCCUCAUAUGGCAAAAAGGCUUGAAAAUCCAAAAUUGUACAAAGAACUUCAAGCUCUUAUCAAAGGCGCUCUUGAAGUCGACGAUCUUAGGAACGAACCAUCAACGUCAAGAGACGAGCGCCUAGAAGUGAAGAAAACUUGUUUUUUGUGUCCAUACCAGAAGAAGAGAAAGACGUUUUACAAAUGCUACUGUUGUCAGCAAUCGAUUUGCCUCGAGCAUGCCAGAAAAAUGUGUAAGAACUGUGUCGCCGACCAAGGAGAACGCUGA
This is a messenger RNA of Acanthoscelides obtectus, 595 nucleotides long. NCBI's taxonomy places the organism in Eukaryota, Metazoa, Arthropoda, Insecta, Coleoptera, Chrysomelidae. The record is from the annotation of a GenBank genome assembly.